AUGCUUCGUGAGGAUGACAUAUUAGCUUUAUUAGGUGACGGAAAUGUAUCAGAUAUUGGGGAAUUAGAUAGUGGUGAUGAAUCUGAAGACUUUUUUCCUGAAGCAGAACUCACUGAACUUUUAAAUGAAUUUGAAAAUAACGAUGGUAAUUUUGAAAAUGAGAAUGAAUAUAAUGUUGUUGGUAAGACUUUUGAAACAACUAAAAAAUGUGAUAUUCGUUGGGCACGAAAACCUUUUGCCCAACCACGUCUGCAUUUGGAAAACUUAGAUCAACCUAUAUAUCCUAUUUUACUAAGAUCUCCAUUAGAAUACUUUAUUUCUAAACAAAUUUCGAGAUUCAAACCAACAAAUAUAAACGAAAUGAAAAUAUUUAUUGGUAUUCAUAUUAUUAUGGGCUCUUUAAAAUAUCCUCGAGUACGUUUAUAUUGGGAAGACAAUUUUCAAAUUAAUAUUAUUGCACGUAAUAUGACACGAGACCGUUUUUUCGCUUUACGAACUAAUUUUCAUAUAAUUGACAACAACAGUAUAAGUAAAGAAAAUAAAGACAAAUUCAUCAAAGUGAGACCAUUAUUUGAUGCAGUGUUAAAAAAAUGUAAUAGCCUACCUUUAGAACAGGACCUUUGUGUUGAUGAACAGAUGGUUCCUUUCAAAGGCCAACUAUCGAUCAAACAAUAUAUGAAAGGAAAGCCUAUUAAGUGGGGGGUCAAAAUUUUUUUAUUGUGCGGAGGUAAGAGUGGAAUGGCUUAUAAUUUUAUGCUAUUUCAGGGAUAUUCAGAAUUAGACAGUAACUUGGUAAAAUCGGUAGGCUCUGGUGGUAGUGUUGUGUUACAUUUAACACAAAAUGUUCCUCCGAACCGUCAUUUUUUGUAUUUUGAUAAUUAUUUUUCGUCAUUUGGAUUAUUUGAGAGAUUGCAACAGUUGAACAUUUACGCGGUUGGUACAAUUAGAUCAAAUUGA
Sipha flava (yellow sugarcane aphid) is the source of this 957-nucleotide messenger RNA. RefSeq names its product piggyBac transposable element-derived protein 3-like. The transcript is spliced from 2 exons. Bases 1 to 957 code for a protein of 318 amino acids. The record is from RefSeq and is a predicted model, not a curated record. NCBI's taxonomy places the organism in Eukaryota, Metazoa, Arthropoda, Insecta, Hemiptera, Aphididae.